CCAAUCGGCAUUAUCUCAAUUUCUAUCGAUUGAGGUCUCGGGUUCGAAACUUUUCGACUCCCCUUUUUCGCAAAUUUCGUCCUUUUUUCUCGUCGUCUUCUCCCGCCGGGAAAUUCACCGUCAUGAAUCAGGAGCAGCCAUCUCCAGUUCGCAGGAAGGUUAAAUUCAUCCCCAAGGGUAGAAAGCCAAAAGCCACCGUCCCUAAAUCUGAGGUGAAUUAUAAUGAUAACCAGGAAGAUGAAGUAGCCCAGGCUCAGAAGCUUAUGACCAAAUUCAGGGAUAAUCUCACAAGACAGGUUCCAAAAGUUGAGAAACAAUCUUCAGUGCAAGUUGCAUUUGGGCCAGGUGCUACAUCAUCAUCUAUAAGAACAUAUGGUGUUCCUGGGGGUGAGAAUGCUGGUAGAUGCAGUAGGUCACAGAUAAAAGACUCUAUUGAUGAUGAUGGGAAAAUCAUCAGCUCUUCACUUUCGACUGUCAAAGAAGAUCGGACCAUUGAUUCUCUUCCAGAUGCCGCUGAUGCAUUACCCCUAAAAACCAAAAAGGCUUUCAGAGAACCUUGGGAUUACGACCAUACCUACUAUCCUACAACUCUUCCUUUAAGAAGGCCGCACUCAGGUGACCCAGAAAUUCUUGAUGAGGCUGAGUUUGGGGAUGCCGCAAGGAAAUUGGUGUAUGAUGAGAAAACCAUUAAUCCUGCUUCAGAUCUUGGACUAUUGGAGGAAUGUGAUAAGGAAAAGAUGUUAUUCUUUCAACUUCCUGCCAAGCUGCCCCAUUUCAAGCGAUCAGCUACUGUAAAGGGGAAAGAAAAAGCUGAAGACGCAACUCCAUCACAAGGCAAGGGUGUUUCAAAGAAGGAAAGCAAUUUGGAAGAGUUACCAGGGGGAUACAUGGGAAAAAUGCUAGUUUACAGGAGCGGAGCUGUCAAGCUGAAGCUAGGUGAUACACUGUACGAUGUUUCACCAGGAGAAGAUUGCAAAUUUGCUCAAGAUGUUAUGGCCAUAAAAAAUGCAGCCAAACACUGCUGCGCUAUUGGAGAACUUGGGAAACGCGCUGUUGUAACUCCUGAUGUUGAUUCUCUCCUGAAUUCUGUGAUCAACUUGAGCUAAAUGCACAUCAAUAGAUUCAGUAGGUUAACACUUGAAAAUGUCCAUAGAGAGAAACACAGCAGUACAAUGAGUAUAUAAAUUAGUAGAAUUACAGAAGUGUUGACUAGAUUGCUGGUGAAGUUGCUUGGGGUAUUUGCAGGAUGUCAUUCUUGAGCUACAUUCUCAAGUACAUAGAAAAAUAUUGUCAUCACAGAGCAUAGUGCCUACUAUCCGUUCUUCCCCAA
Molecule: messenger RNA, 1330 nt
Organism: Manihot esculenta (cassava)
Lineage: Eukaryota; Viridiplantae; Streptophyta; Magnoliopsida; Malpighiales; Euphorbiaceae
Product: DNA-directed RNA polymerase III subunit rpc4
Exons: 9
Coding region: 123-1106 (327 amino acids)
Biological process (GO): transcription by RNA polymerase III
Cellular component (GO): RNA polymerase III complex
Molecular function (GO): DNA binding
Source: RefSeq, a predicted model, not a curated record